This is a messenger RNA of Danaus plexippus (monarch butterfly), 5785 nucleotides long. RefSeq names its product homeotic protein spalt-major-like. The record is from RefSeq and is a predicted model, not a curated record. NCBI's taxonomy places the organism in Eukaryota, Metazoa, Arthropoda, Insecta, Lepidoptera, Nymphalidae. The transcript is spliced from 8 exons. Bases 16 to 4335 code for a protein of 1439 amino acids. Gene Ontology annotation, cellular component: nucleus. Gene Ontology annotation, biological process: regulation of transcription by RNA polymerase II. Gene Ontology annotation, molecular function: RNA polymerase II cis-regulatory region sequence-specific DNA binding; DNA-binding transcription factor activity, RNA polymerase II-specific.
GACGAAGUUUGAUUUAUGAGCCGGGCGCGGCUCCGCCUCCUUGUCAUAACCUUAUACCUGGUGCGCGCGCGCGACUCCCGCCGUCCUCCACCACCCGCCACCACCGCCCGGAGGCUCGCGGCUCGCGCUCAGUCCCGCGUCAGAUGGCGAGAGGUGAGCCCGUCUGUAUACCGCGUCCGAUCACACAGGCUCCGCGCGAGUGAGUACUCUACCACCGCCGGCGAUGCGAGGGCUGUGAGCCGCCAGCGCUACCACCGACCACCUACCAUCGACCGACCACCGGCCAGCAUGCCGCGCGUCAAGCCAGCCUGCGUCCGACGCGUCUCCAUCGGUGAUAGCUCGGGAUCCUGUUCAGAAGAGGAUAUAAAUAAUGUGUUACCCGAUGACGGAAGAGAUCGGCCUGAGGCACAUAUGUGCCCUCGCUGUCAUGAACAGUUCGAGAACCUACACGACUUCUUGUAUCACAAGAGGGUUUGUGAUGAAAAAGCAAUACAAAUGGGUGAAGAAAGAAUGCACUCUGAUCCCGAGGAUAUGGUAGUGUCGGGGGAUGAAGAAAUGGAUGGACCCAAUAAGCGGUUAGAUCAAGUAAGAAGGCAUCGGCAGGAUGCUGAAAAUAAUAACAGCCUAGAGGAUGGUGAAGCUGAGGUACCUGAAGCCGAUAUGCCCCCCGUAGGUCUUCCCUUCCCCGUAGCAGGCCAUGUUACUCUUGAAGCUCUUCAGAAUACAAAAGUAGCUGUUGCUCAAUUCGCUGCGACGGCAAUGGCUAAUAAUGCAAAUAAUGAAGCCGCUUUACAUGAGCUUGCCGUAUUACAAAGUACGCUAUUUACUCUACAGCAUCAACAAGUAUUUCAACUUCAGUUAAUACGCCAACUACAAAAUCAAUUGUCAUUAACACGACGGAAAGAGGAUCAACAUUCAAGCCCGCCUCCGAGUGAAAUUGAACAAAACGCUCCGUCGACGCCAGCUCGCUCGCCUUCACCACCGCGUCCGCCACGGGAGCCAUCUCCUGCUGAACCCACUCAUCCUACUAGCCAAAAUUUGCCGUCUACCCACACAAAUCUUACGCCCAAAACGGAACCUAUCUCUGUUCCCAAGCUUCCGACUUCAUCGCCACCAAUGAUGUCCCACCCACCUUACAGCUCCAUAUCUUCCUCUCUAGCAUCUUCAAUCAUUACAAACAACGAUCCUCCGCCAUCUCUUAAUGAACCAAACACUCUCGAAAUGCUUCAAAAACGUGCACAAGAAGUACUAGAUAACGCAUCACAAGGCCUUCUCGCUAAUAAUCUUGCCGAUGAACUAGCUUUUAGAAAAUCUGGAAAAAUGUCACCCUAUGACGGAAAAUCUGGUGGACGCAACGAACCAUUCUUUAAACAUCGCUGUCGAUAUUGUGGAAAAGUUUUUGGAAGUGACUCAGCGCUUCAGAUUCAUAUAAGAUCUCAUACAGGCGAAAGACCAUUUAAAUGUAACGUUUGUGGAUCUCGCUUUACAACGAAAGGAAACCUUAAAGUACAUUUCCAAAGACAUACUUCUAAAUUUCCACAUGUUAAGAUGAAUCCCAACCCUGUACCCGAACAUUUAGACAAGUAUCAUCCACCACUACUAGCACAACUAUCACCGGGGCCGAUACCGGGAAUGCCACCCCAUCCACUUCAAUUUAAUCCAGGUGCACCAGCACCUUUUCCACCAAGCUUGCCAUUAUAUAGGCCACCACACCAUGAUUUACUUCCACCUCGACCUCUUGGAGAUAAACCUCUUUCACAUCAUCCACUUUUCGCGAUGCGAGAAGAACAAGACGUACCAGCAGAUCUCAGCAAACCAUCUGCACCAAGUCCUACUCAGCCUGCAUCUGAGGUUUUUAAAUCCGAACCACAAGAUGAAGAAAGCCAACGUGACUCUAGCUUUGACGAGUCUGAUCGCAUAUCACCUAAAAGAGAACCUGAAGAAAACGAUGCUGGACAAGAUCAAGAACACGAUCGAUAUCCAUCAACAUCGCCCUAUGAUGACUGCAGCAUGGAUUCAAAAUACAGCAACGAAGACCAAAUCGGCAGAGAAAGUCCACAAGUGAAGGCUGAUCCAGACCAACCGGAAAAUCUUUCAAGUAAGAAUUCUACGAUAUCUGGACCAAUUUCAAUAGCAACGGGACUUCGUACUUAUCCUUCUUAUCCAUUGUUUCCACAAUCCCCACCUAGCAGCGUGUCUUCUGAGAGUCUUACUCCGUUUUCAAAUAAUCCUGUCCUUGGAGACACUGAUGUAACACGAGACCCCAUAUUUUAUAAUUCGCUCUUACCGCGUCCAGGUAGCAACGAUAAUUCUUGGGAAAGUUUAAUAGAAAUUACAAAAACAUCUGAAACCUCCAAAUUACAGCAACUAGUUGAUAAUAUUGAUAACAAAGUAUCUGAGCCUAAUGAAUGCAUAGUUUGUCACCGUGUUCUGUCUUGUAAAAGUGCUUUACAAAUGCACUACCGCACACAUACUGGUGAGCGCCCAUUUCGAUGUAAAUUAUGCGGUCGUGCUUUUACCACAAAAGGUAAUUUGAAGACACAUAUGGGUGUACACCGCAUAAAACCUCCCUCACAAUUAUUGCAUCAAUGUCCCGUGUGCCAUAAAAAGUUUACAGAUCCUUCUACGUUACAUCAACAUAUCAGAAUUCAUACGGGUGAACGACUCAAUAACCCUUUCAAUGAAGUUAACGAUAAUAACGCGAAUAGUUGUCAGUCUUAUAACAACGAAUCGGACAUUACAGACUGUUCUUAUCGUCCCAUUCCGGCUCCAAUUUUCCCUACACCUUCCACUCCCGGCGACCGAAGGGCGGACUCCCGCGGGACCGACGAUGAGAGCGGCAGAGAUUCUCGGGAGUUCGAUGAGGACUCAGAUAUAAAAAAUCGUCGAGCUUCGCCGCUCUCCGUCUGCGCCUCGGCGUCCGAAUGCGAAGUAAAAACCAUCACCACAACGGCUUCCCUCCCAUCGGCGACAGGUUCGGAGAGCGGGCGCAGUGCACGGGCCUCCCCACCGUCGCCGUCUCCGUCGGUGCUGUCGACGCCCCCGCGGCUGCCGCAGCACUCGCCGCUGCCUUCGCCGCCGACCCCGCUCGCCGCGCUCGGUGCUCUCGGUGGACCUUUCAGCCCGCUCGGACUCGCUUUCCCUCCCGCAGUGCGCGGAAAUACAACAUGUACUAUCUGCUACAAGACUUUCGCCUGCAAUUCGGCGUUGGAAAUCCAUUACCGCAGUCACACUAAAGAGCGACCAUUCAAAUGCACCGUCUGCGACAGAGGCUUCUCUACUAAGAGCAGUGGCGGCGGUUGCCGGUGUAGGCGCCCACGCGCACCCCGCCCGCCGCACGCCACUGCUUUGGACCUCUGGAACGCCUUCGUCUACCCGGGAAACAUGAAACAGCACAUGUUGACGCACAAGAUACGUGACAUGCCGCCUGGUUUCGAAAAGAGCGUAAGUGGACCAACUGGUCCGCCAAGUGAAGAAGGCCGGGAACCAAGUCCAGACAGACGAUCGUCUCCUGAGAAGAUCGAUUUGAAACGAUCACCCCCCGCCUUACCCCCCGUCACUAUAGCGCACCCACCCCCCAUUGAUAUGCCACCACUGCCUAAAAGACCUACAGUACCUAUAGUACCAAAUCAUCCGCCACCAUCUCAGUCAUCGAAGCACCUUUGCGGAGUUUGUCGCAAAAACUUCUCAUCGUCAUCGGCUUUACAAAUCCACAUGCGCACGCACACCGGAGACAAACCCUUCCGAUGCGCUGUUUGCCAAAAAGCUUUUACCACCAAAGGAAACCUUAAGGUUCACAUGGGCACACACAUGUGGAGCGGAGGUGCGUCUCGUCGCGGCCGUCGUAUGUCCCUGGAACUGCCCCCACGGCCGCUACAUGAGCCUCACGACCUUCUCCGGCGACCUGAUCUCUUCUACCCCUACUUGCCUGCGCCAUUUCUCAAUGGCAUGCAACAAAAACUGAACGAGAUAUCAGUAAUACAGCAACAAAAUGCCGGCCAGAAUGGCGUAGCUGGUAAAUUCCCGGGACUACUUGGUUUCGGAGCUUUUGGAGCUGGAAGACCGGGUGCCGCCUCCCCUCUCGAGAGGCCACCGUCACUCGACGGCGAUGAACGUCAGGCGGCGAUGAGGGAACUCGCUGAGAGAGGCAGGGAGCUCGCUGAACGGAGCCGACAGAUGCGUGAGGAAAAUGAACGGGAGCACUACCGGUCCGCUGGCGGUCAUCCAGCGCAUGCGCCACCGACAGCACAGGCUUCGCCUCCAGCACCACAUAAUCUACCGCAUCCCCUGGCAUCAAUACCGCCGCCCGCGCGCACCGAAGGUCUCACAGUUUAAAUAUAUCGGUAUCCGAUUCAAAUAAAAAAACACAUUCCAGAAAACGACUUCGACAGUGAUCCGAUAAAGUGCUAAAUACGAUGGGUGUUCCGAACAAUAUCCACUUUGGACACGAUUAGCUGCUGGCUUCACGAAACUAGUGUCGUGACGAGUGAUCUAUAAUGACGUUAAGGACAAUUCGAGUGUAGCCAUGUGUACCGAAUAAUUAUUAUGCCUAGUUUAUAUAGGUAACUUAUAUGCAUGAGUACGGGCCUGGGGCAAUCGGGGACUCUCUGAGUCCCAUGUUUAUGUCAUUACUCUGUGAUAGUGCACGAUGUGAGUCUGCGCCAACUAACCGGAGACGAAAUUCGGAUAAGUUACAGUGGAUUCAAAUCUAUCUGGGGCGCAGACUCAUGUGCUAUGACAUCAAAAAAUAUUAUGAAUUAUCCCAAAAAUUAAUUAAAUUCAUAAAUCUAUAUAUCAUUAAUUGUAUAUAAAAUGUAUAAUAGUAUUGUAAUGAACGAAUGAUUAAGUUUAAUAUUAUGGUAUAGACUUAAAUAAUUAUACUAUAUUUAUACUAAACAUAUAAACUGGAGUGCGAUAUGCAUGAUUUUAUCUUGUCACAUUCCAAUGCAAGGAGAUUCUUUAGAAAAUAUGUCCUUCCACUGCAAUCUUCGCAUAUUGGAAACGUUGGUUUUUAAGCUGUACCUAUAUAUAUGAAAUACAAAAAUUCUUUAAGAUUAUCUCGAUGAUUUGAAUCAAAUAAACAGAAUUUUCUCCAGAAUGUAGACGCAGUAAAUCGUUGCUGUCCACGAAUUGUCUUUAGAGAGUACAUACUCUGUGUUCUAUUUAAUUAUUGUAAUAGAAUUAAACGACAUAUUCAUAUCAUGUAAAUUAAAAAAAAAAGUAUUUGCAUUUGAGGUCUACAUAGUUGUAAGUGUUAGAGUCAUAGCUAUAAUAUUGCUUUAGAAUACUUUGACAUAUCUUUGUAAAUGUGAACGACUGGUGGACGUAGAAUGUAGACUUGCCAGUAACAAUGCAGACUGAGAUACGUUUCAAGGGAAACAUUAAUUUCCAUACAUGCAUUUGUCGACGCUUGCGAUGAUUGAACGUUGAUAGAUCAAUUGUUAUUUAUGUGUUCGAUACUUAUUGAUAUAUGUUUUGUAUUUCACUCUAGAUGUGUAUAAGUGUCGCUAAAUUAUUUAUAAACUAUAAAUCAUGCAUACACUCUUAGUAUUAAAGUGACGCUUGCGAGGCUGUAGGCCUCGGGUACAGGAUAGUUGUUAGAGUAAUUCUCAUAGCACCUACAUCUAUUUUCAAGUUGCAAAUAGGUCUAGAGUAGUAUUAGCCAUGAAUAUGAUGUGUCAUGUCCAUGUCAGUAUAAAUAAUCAUUGUAAAUUAUUAAAUGUUUAUGUAAAUGUCCAAAAAGUAUUCAAAUUAUUUAAAAAACAAUUAUACUAAUAACACUUUA